GGGGGGAAGGAAGAGGAGGCGGGAUCCGGGAGCUGCGUUGGCUGCGGCCUGGCACCAAAGGGGCGGCCCCCGAGGAGAGCAGACCGGGUGGCCCCGGCGAUUAUGGACCCGGCCGAGGCGGUGCUGCAGGAGAAAGCGCUCAAGUUUAUGUGCUCUAUGCCCAGGUCUCUGUGGCUGGGCUGCUCCAGCCUGGCGGACAGCAUGCCUUCGCUGCGAUGCCUGUAUAACCCAGGGACUGGCGCACUCACAGCUUUCCAGAAUUCCUCAGAGAGAGAAGACUGUAAUAAUGGCGAACCCCCUAGGAAGAUAAUACCAGAGAAGAAUUCACUUAGACAGACUUAUAAUAGCUGUGCCAGACUCUGCUUAAACCAAGAAACAGUAUGUCUAGCGAGCACGGCUAUGAAGACUGAAAAUUGUGUGGCCAAGACAAAACUUGCCAAUGGCACUUCCAGUAUGAUUGUGCCCAAGCAACGAAAACUCUCAGCAAGCUAUGAGAAGGAAAAGGAACUCUGUGUCAAGUAUUUUGAGCAGUGGUCAGAAUCUGAUCAAGUGGAGUUUGUGGAACACCUGAUAUCCCAAAUGUGCCAUUACCAGCAUGGGCACAUAAACUCAUAUCUUAAACCUAUGUUGCAGAGAGAUUUUAUAACUGCUUUGCCAGCACGGGGUUUGGAUCAUAUUGCUGAGAACAUUCUGUCAUACCUGGAUGCCAAAUCAUUAUGUGCUGCUGAGCUUGUGUGCAAGGAGUGGUACCGAGUGACGUCUGAUGGCAUGUUAUGGAAGAAACUCAUCGAGAGAAUGGUCAGGACAGAUUCCCUGUGGAGAGGCCUGGCAGAACGAAGAGGGUGGGGACAGUAUUUAUUCAAAAACAAACCUCCUGAUGGGAAUGCUCCUCCUAACUCUUUUUAUAGAGCACUUUAUCCUAAAAUUAUACAAGACAUUGAGACAAUAGAAUCUAACUGGAGGUGUGGAAGACAUAGCUUACAGAGAAUUCACUGCCGAAGUGAAACAAGCAAAGGAGUUUACUGCUUACAGUACGAUGAUCAGAAAAUAGUAAGCGGCCUUCGAGACAACACAAUCAAGAUAUGGGAUAAAAGCACAUUGGAAUGCAAGCGAAUUCUCACGGGCCACACGGGUUCUGUCCUGUGUCUGCAGUAUGAUGAGAGAGUGAUCAUAACUGGAUCAUCGGAUUCCACGGUCAGAGUGUGGGAUGUAAACACAGGUGAAAUGCUAAACACGUUGAUUCACCAUUGCGAAGCAGUUCUGCACUUGCGUUUCAAUAAUGGCAUGAUGGUGACCUGCUCCAAAGAUCGUUCCAUUGCUGUAUGGGAUAUGGCGUCCCCAACUGACAUUACCCUCCGGAGGGUGCUGGUCGGACACCGAGCUGCUGUCAACGUUGUAGAUUUUGACGACAAGUACAUCGUUUCUGCAUCUGGGGACAGAACUAUAAAGGUAUGGAACACAAGUACUUGUGAAUUUGUAAGGACCUUAAAUGGACACAAACGAGGCAUUGCCUGUUUGCAGUACAGAGACAGGCUGGUUGUGAGCGGCUCCUCUGACAACACCAUCAGAUUGUGGGACAUAGAAUGUGGCGCGUGUCUGCGAGUGUUAGAAGGCCAUGAAGAGUUGGUGCGUUGUAUUCGGUUUGAUAACAAGAGGAUAGUCAGUGGAGCCUAUGAUGGGAAAAUUAAAGUGUGGGAUCUUGUGGCUGCUUUAGAUCCCCGCGCUCCUGCAGGAACACUCUGUCUGCGGACCCUUGUGGAGCAUUCUGGAAGAGUCUUCCGACUCCAGUUUGAUGAAUUCCAGAUUGUCAGUAGUUCACAUGAUGACACCAUCCUCAUCUGGGACUUCCUAAAUGAUCCAGCUGCCCAAGCUGAACCUCCGCGUUCCCCUUCUCGAACAUACACCUACAUCUCCAGAUAAAUAUGCAUACACUGACCUCGUACUUGCCCAGGACUCAUUAAAGUUGCGGUAUUUAACGUAUCUGCCAAUACCAGGACGAGGAACAACAGUAAAAUCAAAAUACUUCCCGGUUUCCCAGACUAGCCGAGGAGCGGGGCUGCGCGACUCCUGCUGGGACACAGUUGGUCUGCAGUCGGCCCGGGCCAGUCUCCUCGGCGCAGCUGCCUGCUCCAGUGCUGCUAUUGGAAGAUGUCUCCUUUCUUUGUGAAUGAUCGAACGUUUCAACCUCCCGCCCCUCCUCCUUUCCCCCGCACCUGUUUUUUCCCCAUUUGGUUCCAGACAAAGAUGACUUAUAAAUAUAUUUAGUGUUUUGCCAGAA
Lepus europaeus (European hare) is the source of this 2278-nucleotide messenger RNA. It is a transcript of the gene BTRC, whose product is annotated as beta-transducin repeat containing E3 ubiquitin protein ligase. The transcript has 15 exons. NCBI's taxonomy places the organism in Eukaryota, Metazoa, Chordata, Mammalia, Lagomorpha, Leporidae. Gene Ontology annotation, molecular function: protein dimerization activity. The coding region runs from base 103 to 1920 and encodes 605 amino acids. The record is from RefSeq and is a predicted model, not a curated record.